AUGUAUAAUUUCGCUUCUUUUCAAGCAUCUGUUCAAAAUAAAUUACAAAAUGAGGACAAAAAAGAUAACCAACUUCAAAAAUCAAAGGUUCUUGUAAAAAAAUCAGUUGUUUGUUCUUCCAGCGAUAGUUGGAAAUUACUUGAUCAUGCCGUAUUAUUAACUUCUCAAGCGACUGUCUUAACCGCAAAUUUUCUCACUCACCAUCUAUCCGGUCCUCGUAAACCUUCUUGGCCAAUACAACUUACUUUAAUUUGUGCUGCCAUGAGAGCCUUAACCGAGCAUACACAUUUGGCUGAUGUUGAUAAAUUGAGAAUGUUCACUAGCAUCCCUUUUACCUUUACUUCAUCGGAUAUCAUUGUUACACCUGUAUCAUUUAGAGUAUUAAAUAGAGGAUUACCUGGAAUAUUAAAGGAUUUAGAAGAUUGUGAAACAGGAAAUCGAGAAAUUAGUGCUGAAUGGGUUGUACCUAAAGGAGUGUGGAGAAAAAUUAAUGAUGAAUAUCAUUUAUCAGCAGCUCAUCACAAGCAUAUAUAUAUCGAUCCAGAUGGUAUUAAAUGGUCAAAGGAAAAAGUAAUUUUAUAUUUACACGGUGGUGCUUAUUAUCUUAUGUCGGCUAAGACUCAUAGAGAUUUGAACUACCGUUUAUCGAAAGUAACUGGAAGGAGAGUUUUUGCAAUAAAUUAUCGAUUAGCACCAGAAAGUCCUUUUCCCUGUGGUCUUCAUGAUGCUGUUCAUGCUUUUCUCUAUUUAAUUGACCCCAAUGGUUUGGCUAUUCAACCACAUAACAUUGUUGUUGCGGGUGACAGUGCCGGCGCUUUGGCAUUACUUUAUUAUCUUCGUGACAAUCAAAUGUCAUUACCAGGUGGUGCGGUCUUAUUUUCUCCUUGGGUAGACUUGACAAUGUCAUGCGCAAGCUGGGAUCAAAAUCAACCUUACGACUAUUUAUUCAAACAAAAAGAUGAUGAUCCACUACACCCUGUAAAUCUUUAUUUAAAACCUGAGGAACGUUCAAAAUUGAUUAAACAUCCUUAUGUAUCUCCGUUAUUCGGUGAUUUAAAUAAUUUACCCCCGUUAUUAAUACAAUGUGGUGAUAGUGAAGUAUUAAGAGAUGAAAUUAAUGAAUUGGUUAAAAAAGCUUCCGAUACUAGUACUACAUUCGUACAACACGAAGUUUAUGAGGAUAUGGUCCACGUGUUUCAAAUGUUCAACUUUUUAGAACCGGCAAUAAAAGCAAUGGACUCGGUUGGUUAUUUUGUAAGAAAUGUAAUACCAAUUCACCAACGAAACACCUUAAUAUCACAUAAUAGAUAUUGCACAAAUGAGUGCACUACAGUUGGAACUCUUAAACACAGUAUAGCUCGAUUUCGGUGA
Dentiscutata erythropus is the source of this 1371-nucleotide messenger RNA. NCBI's taxonomy places the organism in Eukaryota, Fungi, Glomeromycota, Glomeromycetes, Diversisporales, Gigasporaceae. The record is from the annotation of a GenBank genome assembly.